Penicillium mononematosum is the source of this 603-nucleotide messenger RNA. Its product is annotated as SGNH/GDSL hydrolase family protein. Bases 1 to 603 code for a protein of 200 amino acids. Gene Ontology annotation, molecular function: phosphatidylcholine lysophospholipase A1 activity. The transcript has a single exon. The record is from RefSeq and is a predicted model, not a curated record. NCBI's taxonomy places the organism in Eukaryota, Fungi, Ascomycota, Eurotiomycetes, Eurotiales, Aspergillaceae.
AUGCCACUAGGCGGCUCUGUCACUUAUGGCUCCGAGUCUACUGACGGAAACGGGUAUAGGAGAAUUCUUCAAGAGAUUCUCAUAUCUGAUGGCUACAAUGUGAACAUGGUCGGAUCUCGCAAAUCCGGUUCGAUGGAGAACGAUGACAAUGAAGGAUGGCGGGGAUUCAGAAUUGACCAAAUUACCAACAAAGCCAAAAUAUCAGUUCCUCGGUUUUUGCCAAACAUCUUCACCGUCAACGCUGGUUCAAAUGAUUGCGUGCAGGGCUUUGAAAUUGACACUGCUGGUAAGCGAAUGAAUGACAUGCUUGAAUACCUCUGGACGGCGUCUUCUGGCUCAACAGUCGUCCUUUCUACUCUCCUUCCAAAUUUGGAUGGAAAGAUUGAAUCACGAGUCCGACGCGUCAAUGAGCAAUUUCGGGAAAUGGCGAAAGUGAAAGCAGCCGAAGGAAGAAAAAUUAUCUUUGUGGAUAUGCAUGGUUUCGACGGGCCGAGCAUCAGUGAUCUGGUGGAUGGCACUCAUCCUAAUGAUGUGGGUUAUGCGAAGAUGGCAAUGAUUUGGCGCAGAGGUAUUCAUGAAGCUGUGCGUAAAGGGUUUCUUUAG